UUCCAGAUGCCUCCCCUUUGUUCCCUCCACUUUAUUUGUGCUUUGUAUUGGUCCUCUCACCUGGCUUUGAAAUAUUAUUUAUGGCAUUCUCCUUAGUGCUAUCCAUUAGGGUCUGCUUUAAGUGCUAAACCAGAGUGGACCUCAGAACAGGCCUUUGGGCUCUAGCUGGCAAAGGCCCUUUGGUGUCCAGGAAGGAAAUUGCGUGGUGUGAGGAGAGGGCCAGAUCAAUUAGCAUCUGUGUACUUUAUUGCUCCUUAUCACAUGAUUGAGGGACAUUAAUGAAGUUCCAGAACAAUGGUUUUACCAAUCGAAAGCAGCACUAGACUGGCUUCGUUAACACAUGUCCACCAGGUGGCGCUGUGUGUUUGCGAUUGACGAGGCUGAUGGGCCCCAGGACUACAAACCUGAAAUCACGCCAUCAUCCUAUCCUCCAAGCAUGGGGAGAUGGCGCCACCAUCUGCGGGGAGGUCACGCAGUCUUUCUAUCCACCAAUGUGGGGAAGGUCAUGCCAAGUGGCCAUCAUCUUACCUUCUAAGUGCGGGGAGGGGGCGCCAUCAUCCACCCUCCAAUUGCGGGGAGGUUGGGGAGGCUGCGCCAUCACCCCAGGCACCAUCAUCCACCCUCCGAUUGCGGGGAGGUUGGGGAGGCUGCGCCAUCACACACCCUCCGAGCGCCAGGAGGGGGCGCCAUCAUCCACCCUCCGAUUGCAGGGAGGUUGGGGAGGCUGCGCCAUCACCCACCCUCCGAGCGCCAGGAGGGGGCGCCAUCAUCCACCCUCCGAUUGCAGGGAGGUUGGGGAGGCUGCGCCAUCACCCCAGGCACCAUCAUCCACCCUCCGAGCGCCAGGAGGUGGCGCCAUCAUCCACCCUCCGAUUGCGGGGAGGUUGGGGAAGCUGCGCCAUCACCCACCCUCCGAGCGCCAGGAGGGGGCGCCAUCAUCCACCCUCCGAUUGCAGGGAGGUUGGGGAAGCUGCGCCAUCACCCACCCUCCGAGCGCCGGGAGGGGGCGCCAUCAUCCACCCUCCGAUUGCAGGGAGGUUGGGGAGGCUGCGCCAUCACCCCAGGCGCCAUCAUCCACCCUCCGAGCGCCGGGAGGGGGCGCCAUCACCCACAGACCAAGCGUGGGGCUUUCGGGCCCCACCCUCCAAUGCGGGGAAUGGAGAGUCGAUGGGCGGCCCGAGUUGUGGAGUACUGAGGGAUUGGGAAGGGAAGAAGCGUUGUGAAGUGCCUACUGUGUGCCAGGCCCUCUCCGAAAGCUUGGGCGCUGUUGAGCGGGGCACGGGUGCAGCUCGGGGUUAAGGCCUUUGUCGGCUCUGAGACUGGGAGCUCUCGGUUUUGUUCCCGCGCGCUGCCACCAGCAGGCAGAAAGCCCGCUUACCAGCCUCACCAUGCCUUUGUUCCGUACCAAACAGCCGCCUCAGGUUUGUCCUCCCAAGCCCGAGCAGCCCGCGUUUCAUCCCCUCAGACAUCCUCACUCCACUCAGCAUGUAGCCCGCGCAUCGCUCCCCACCCUCCCUUUUGGGUCCUGGGGUCAGAGGAAAAAGGCGGGGGCAGAGACCAAAGGAACCAAAAACAUCUUCUCCUAACAGGGGACGCGGAAGAACAUGAGUUGGUGAAACGGCUGAGAGGUUGGUGGUGCGGCGGCG
This is a messenger RNA of Antechinus flavipes (yellow-footed antechinus), 1646 nucleotides long. Its product is annotated as protein mono-ADP-ribosyltransferase PARP4-like. The coding region runs from base 445 to 1299 and encodes 284 amino acids. Lineage: Eukaryota; Metazoa; Chordata; Mammalia; Dasyuromorphia; Dasyuridae. The transcript is spliced from 2 exons. The record is from RefSeq and is a predicted model, not a curated record.